CUGUUUAGCUUCCUGCAACAUUGGGUGUGGCCUCCUUCCAUCUGUUCCUUGUGGCUUUCUCCGACUUGCAUCAGGGUGCCGCGUUAAACGGCCAUCGGGAGAGACGACGCAGGUUUCCAUCUGCCUCCGGUAAUAAUAGGAUUCGACUGGGAUGAGGGCCAACAUGAUGGAAGUUUACAGGAGGUCAGAAGGAGCGGCGAGGAAGAACUUCAACAUGCCACGUCAGGUUUAAGGACAUGGAGACUUUCACCGAGUGGAUUUGACAGCAGGCGGAGCCCUGUGCGAUAAACAUCUGUUUCCAUUUUUAGGCGAAGAAAAUAAAUGCUCCCGUUUGACAUGAAGGAAAGUUCUGGAUAUGCGUUUUUCCUCUCAUGUCUGUCAACGGAUCAGGAUUGGUUGUAUCUUCCUGGAAAGGAAAAUUGAUCUUCUCUGACUUUUUAACUUCCUUUUUCAAAUGGAACUGCAGUCACCCAUCCUCACAUUUUUUAGGGCCAUCCCGGUUGACCACCAUGUGGACGAUCUGAGAAUAAAGCUGAAGAAAAAAGCCAAUAUGGCUUUUAAGGCAAAUUCAACGGAGGACAGCGAUGACUCUUUCCCGUAUGUUAUGUAUCUUGCGGGAAGAGAAGAACAGAUGACCUACGACCUUGACGACGAAUCAGGAAGUACCUCAACAGAGGAGAAAAAAUAUCAAUUUAAUAUAGGAGAAAAAGUUCAUGAUUUAAUAAACCCAGAACAACUUAUUGACAUAAACCCCGAAAAUAUCUCCUGUGUGGAUGGACAAUUUGAAAAUGUUCAUUGUUUGACAACCACAGAACGUCCAAAUAUAGAUUGUAAAUGUGAUGAACAGAUUGCAGAAGAUCCCAGAGGCCGUGAAGAUAUGCAAAUUGCAUGCACUCUCAAGGAAUUCACAAAUUUGAAUGAUAAUGAAAGUGACGAAGGUGCUUUGAAUAGCGUUCCCAAUUCCAAACGGGUCUUGAUUACCGUGACUCGGACAGAACGUUCUGCUGAAGAGGAGGUCGAGUUGAAAGUGGACCCAACAUUUGAGCAAACCAAUCAACCCUCCUCAGACUGCUCACCACAUGCUGUCAUAUCUUCACAAAAUAUCCCUUCACCUGGAAACCUCUCCCAAGGCUCUUCCAUAGACAAGCCCAUCCAGCUCCCUGUCCUCUUUAGUGGUCUUAGGGUGCUGAGAAAGAACGUGGUCGGACCAGGGCGUGACACUUUGGCUCAAAUCCAACCUUUAAAUGAAGGCGUGAAGAUGACAAACCUCCCUGAUAAGCAAGGAAGCUUCUUGGAUCAAUUGUCAUUGUUGAAUCCUAACAGAAGGCCUGAUGAGAUGGAGGAAAAAGCAGAACCUCUUGCACAAGAACAAGCAGAACCCAAACGGAAUAUGACUGAAGGUGGUCAACAUCUGCAGAUGGGAGACUUUAAAGGCAAGGAGGACACAAAAGCACCUGUAUCAGGUGCAGAAGCAGCUUUCCAUGCAUUUAAAGCAUUUUUUACACCAAAGCCAUUGAGGAAGGAACCCACAGAGAACCGAGACGCAGCCAGAAAGAUGACCUGGACGGAAAAAGAUGCGCUGAAAGCAUUUUUUGAAAGAACUUCCUUCAAGACUUCUAAAGCUGCAUCUACAUCAGAACCAAGCGGUCCAGUAGAAGGAGAAGAACGAACUCCUGGACGUCUCCAAGCAGUCUGGCCUCCACCCAAAGAAGAAAAAGUUGGUCUCAAAUAUACCGAAGCAGAGCACCAGGCAGCUGUUUUGCAACUGAAGCGUGAAUGCAAAGAGAAAGUAGAGAAUUUACAGGAGGUCUUCAGCCGGGAACUUUCUAAACUGAUUUUACAAAACGAGAUCACGGUAUCCCGUCUGGAGCGCACCCUGGCUGAGCUGCAGACCAAGCUCUCUCAGCCCGACACUCUCAGACGUGGCGAGCUCAGAGACGUAGCCGUGUCCACGCGAGAUGAUACAUUUCCACACAAAGCCUUUCGCACUAUCUGCAUCCAAACUGACAGAGAGACUUUCAUCAAAUGUGAUGACGAGAAGAGUAGAGACUGCAUCCAAACUCAGCAGAGGAUGAACCCGCAAAAACUUGACUUGACUUCUAGCAUCUUGAGCCUGGCCCAUCAAUCUGGUGGACACCAUGCACCGAACAAGGCUAUCGCACCACCACCAGUGUUGACCCACAAACAAACAUCGAAAGCCCCUCCGCCGCCUCCACCUCCGCCCCCACCACCUCCACCUGCUCCAUUUCUGUCCGAUGCAGCUCCUCCACCACCUCCACCCCCUCCAUUCACUUCAACCUGUUUAUCCGCAACUUCCAGAAAACCUGUGGUGGAGCCUUCACGUCCCAUGAAGCCUCUAUACUGGACCAGAAUUCAGAUUGAGGACAAGAACAACACACUGUGGAAUGUUUUGGAAGAACCGCCUAUCGUGAAUGCAGCUGAGUUUGAAGAUCUCUUUGCCAAAACCACCACACGACUCAAGAGAAAACCACUGGUAGAGAAUUAUGAGAAGGCAAAAGCCAGGAAGAUCAUCAAGCUGCUGGACGGUAAGCGCUCUCAAGCUGUGGGCAUCCUCAUAUCAAGCCUCCACCUCGAGAUAAAAGAUAUCCAACAAGCUGUUUUAACUGUGGAUAACUCUGUGGUGGAUCUUGAGACCAUUGAGGCGCUGUAUGAAAAUAGAGCUCAGCCAGACGAGCUGGAGAAAAUCAAAACGCAUUACAGCACAUCCAAGGAAGAGGAGGUUAAACUCUUGGACAAACCUGAGCAGUUCCUGUAUGAGCUCUCGCUGAUUCCGGACUUCGCAAGCCGAGCUCGUUGCAUCAUUUUCAAGGCGGCCUUCAACGAUGGGAUGGCGUCCAUUCAACACAAACUUGACGUUAUUGCUUCUGUGUGCAAGGCUCUGCUGGAAAAAGAUGGCGUGAAAGAAGUGCUGGGACUCAUCUUGGCCUUGGGCAAUUACAUGAACGGCGGCAGCAGGGUCAGAGGUCAGGCUGAUGGCUUCGGUCUGGAGAUUCUUCCAAAACUCAAAGAUGUCAAGAGCAGGGACAAUCGCAUGAGUUUGGUCGACUAUGUUGUGUCAUAUUACCUUCACAAUUUUGACAAGAAUGCGGGAACAGAGAAAAGUGCCUUUCCACUUCCUGAACCUCAAGAUGUCUUCCGGGCAGCGCAGCUUAAUUUUGAGGACCUCAACGCAGAGCUAAAAAGGAUUGGACGAGAUCUCGCGGGAUGUGAAAAGGACAUUCAGAAGGUCUCCGCAGACUCCCCUGAGGAACAUCUGCAGCCGUUUAAAGACCGAAUGGAGACGUUUCUUCUCAGUGCACGUAAAGAACAUGUUGGAGCUUCCUGUCAGUUGAUGACAGCACAAAAAAGCUUCCAGGACUUGUGUGUGUACUUUGGUGUGAAGCCCAAAGCAAGCGAAAAGGAGGUGACGUCCAGUCAUUUCUUCAUGCUGUGGUUUGAAUUUUGUGCCGAUUUUAAGGCCAAGUGGAAGCGUGAGAAUGGGAACUUCACGAAAGAAAGAUUAAAAGAGGCCCAGCAGUCAGUGAAGAGAAUCACAGCAGAGAAGAAAGUGGAGACCAAAAUGAUCAUCCCAAACAGUUUGAAAGAACGACUGCGUCAGAAAGAAGCGAACAUGACCUCAAUUUAAGAUUUGCACUUAGAGGAUGAAAAAAAAAAUGUUUUUUUUAUAUGAUAGCCUAUAAUGGAAGCUCUCAAGUCCUGAAGUCGGUUUGUCCAUGCAUCC
Syngnathus typhle (broad-nosed pipefish) is the source of this 3742-nucleotide messenger RNA. RefSeq names its product formin 1 (gene fmn1). Gene Ontology annotation, molecular function: actin filament binding; microtubule binding. The record is from RefSeq and is a predicted model, not a curated record. Gene Ontology annotation, cellular component: actin filament; cytoplasm; cytoskeleton. The transcript has 17 exons. NCBI's taxonomy places the organism in Eukaryota, Metazoa, Chordata, Actinopteri, Syngnathiformes, Syngnathidae. The coding region runs from base 455 to 3646 and encodes 1063 amino acids. Gene Ontology annotation, biological process: actin filament network formation; cortical actin cytoskeleton organization; actin nucleation.